UUUCAGAAAAAUAUUUAAAAAAAUCGGGCGGAGGUGCAACGAAAAGGGUCUUGCCGGAUCGAUGAAAUGGAUUGGAGUGAAAUAAACUGAAACGCUGUGGUCGCUGAUGAAAGUUUCAAGAAAUCACGAAAAAUGGAUCACAGAUGACGAAUUCGCAGCGGACGAGGAAGCGAUGUCGAAUAUGAUUCUUAACUUGCAAUUGCUCGGUUUGUUGGGAUCGCUUCCAAGAGGAAUCGGAAAGAUGUAUCGAACAAGCUGAUUAUUCGUUUCUUCGUCGUUACUGUUGGAGCGGUUGGGGAGGUUGGAGCCAUUGUUGUUGCUGUUGGAGCUGCUCGGAGGGUCGACGAAUCUGGAAGAAUAAAAUGCCCUACGGGGUUUAAUUUUCGAAAUUGGUCUACAAUAACUAAAAAAUGACCUGAAAAAAAAUAGUAAAUGAUUCGAAGGUACCGGUCCUGUCGCGAGCCGUCCAUCCCGACCAUCCUCGUCAUUGAUGCAUCCCGACCAUCCUCGCCAUCGAUCUAUGCCGACCAUCCUCGUCAUCCUGAAAAGUUAAAUUGUUUAUACUAUAAUAAAUGUUAUUAAAUAUU
Messenger RNA from Caenorhabditis elegans, 587 nucleotides. RefSeq names its product Transposase (gene C34C12.12). The transcript has 3 exons. The record is from RefSeq and is marked reviewed. Bases 107 to 259 code for a protein of 50 amino acids. Lineage: Eukaryota; Metazoa; Nematoda; Chromadorea; Rhabditida; Rhabditidae.